AUGGGCCCACAACGAUAUGAGCGGGUAGCAGCGCACGACGAAGAUACCAUCGACACACCUCAAAGCACUCAAGCGCCAUACUCUAUCCCCGCCUCGCCACCCCCAUCUUUCCACAGCCGUGCCUCAUCACCCGCCGCCGCUUCGCGCCGCCUCCUGUCCGAUGACCCGCUCGCCAACGACGCAGACGGCACGCUAGCCGACACUUUUGAUACGGAUACGGAUGAUGAUGAGGAUGAGAGCGAUGAUCGGCAGCGGCUCAUGCGGGGGAGCCCAGAGGAGCAACGGGACACCGACGACAGCACGCCGAGGUCAGUGAGGCCAGGCAGGCAAAGAAGCGUCACACAGCUGCCUGUCUUCAACACAGUGACUCCAAACGGAGGUCGAAUAUAUGGCGGAGGACAGAAUGAUGGCGUGUGGGCGAACCUCAGCGCGAAGCCGACAAGAGGCGAGGAGGUUGAGGAGAAGCCUCCGACUUACGAACAAGCCGCCGCAGACGCUACGCCCCCGUACUGGGAAACCACGAUCCUCGCCCCGGGCACCUUCGGUGACGAAGUCUUCGUUGAAGGCCUUCCCGUUGGCUCCGUCUUCUCCUUCAUCUGGAACGCCAUGAUAUCCAUGUCCUUCCAGCUCGUUGGCUUCCUCCUCACCUACCUUCUUCACACCACCCACGCCGCCAAAAACGGCUCUCGCGCAGGCCUCGGAAUAACGCUGGUCCAGUAUGGUUUCACGAUGAAGUCAGCUUCAAAUCUGUCACCCGGAAACGACGCACCAGGUGGUGGCUUCGAUGGCGGCGUACCCAGUGACCCGAAUAGCCACGACUUCGAUCCGAAUGCGCUGGGAAGCAGUGGGAAUGCGGGAGAGCAAACACCCACCAGUUCAGGAAUAAGCAGUAGCGAUUGGCUUGCGUACGGGCUCAUGAUUGUCGGCUGGUUCAUCUUGAUCAAGAGCAUAAGCGAUUUUGUGAGGGCGAGGCGGCAUGAACAGCUCGUAUUACAAUCACCGGAUCGGGGGCUAGGCGUGGCUAUUGUAGCCGAGGGCGAGAGCCCCGAGAGGAGCGUUUAG
This is a messenger RNA of Didymosphaeria variabile, 1062 nucleotides long. RefSeq lists its product as uncharacterized. Gene Ontology annotation, biological process: vacuolar transport; metal ion transport; ubiquitin-dependent protein catabolic process. The transcript has 3 exons. The record is from RefSeq and is a predicted model, not a curated record. Gene Ontology annotation, cellular component: Golgi apparatus; perinuclear region of cytoplasm; endoplasmic reticulum. Bases 1 to 1062 code for a protein of 353 amino acids. NCBI's taxonomy places the organism in Eukaryota, Fungi, Ascomycota, Dothideomycetes, Pleosporales, Didymosphaeriaceae.